AUGCCGGUAGAGCAUUGCUACGCGUUGGGCAGCGACUUGGGGAUGGAUGCAGAGGCAGUGCACAGGUUUCUCCUCCAAAACCCUGGCGCCUUCCCGAUGGUCAGCUGCGACGUCAAAUUCUCAAGCACCGCCAGGGAUCUCGUCUCGCAGGAGCGGCAGAUCCCCAAGGAGCCCUACGCGGCCUUUGUGAUCCGGAAGCUCUUGAUGCUGUCCCAGAAAGAAAUGCUGCCCACCGCCAAGCUCCUGCGAUGCGAGUGCUUCGAUUUCCCGGAGCUCACGCGCGUCUUCUCCCACAAUCCCAGCUUCUUCCACUGGGACAGGGCGCGAUUGCUUUGGGGGAGGCUGCGGCUCGUAAGCUGGGAUCCAGAGCUCGCCAUCACGGCGCGAGAGAAGACCCUAGCGACGCUCCGCAAGGUUCCAGAGGAGGAAAUGUUUGGAGCUGGAAGUGGAAUAAUCCCACUGGAGAACGAUGGCGGCAUGGAGACGAUCCAAUCGCCACAGGAGCUGGCGAGGUUAUACCGGCAGCCGAUGAUCUCGCCCUACGAUCGAUCGCGCUUCUCGGUCGUGAACAAGGAGCUGGAGCGGCACCGCAAGAUGAGCGUGAUCCACGAGUUCCUCAGCCUCACCAGAUCCAAGAGCGCGGCGGUGUCGGAUCUUCACGACUUCCACCAGGAGCUGGGGCUUGACGAGCAGCGCCAGGAUCUCGAGAGCUUGCUGCGAUCCGACAAGAGAUUCUUCACCAUGAAGAUGAGCCUGGGAAGGAUGGUGGUGUUCUUGAACGAGCGCUACGAUCUGGAUCACACCCCAGCGCUCAGCCCCUAUUUCCAAGCCAAGCGACGCUUCCUGGAUCUCAUCACGAUCGAGGAGAGCAGCGCCACUGCGAUGAAGGCCAUCUAG
Selaginella moellendorffii is the source of this 897-nucleotide messenger RNA. Its product is annotated as protein WHAT'S THIS FACTOR 1. NCBI's taxonomy places the organism in Eukaryota, Viridiplantae, Streptophyta, Lycopodiopsida, Selaginellales, Selaginellaceae. Gene Ontology annotation, molecular function: RNA binding. The transcript has a single exon. The coding region runs from base 1 to 897 and encodes 298 amino acids. The record is from RefSeq and is a predicted model, not a curated record.